CAGCUCCUUGGGUUUUUGACGAAUGGUGGAUUUACACGAUACUCAGUCUUAUGGGGCAGAGAAUGAGCAUGUUUUACACUAACCCCAGAUCCUGAACGCGGGCAGCUUUUUAGAGAGAGAAGAAGGGGGAGAGAGAGAGAGGGAUAUGGGUUCAUGAUACAGUGAGUCAGAUGGGUUGGGGCAAUGCUGGGUUGGGCGGAUACCCUUUAGAUCCACAGCCCUUCACCAAGUCCCCAAAUGGAGUCUCCCCUUGGAUUUUGAGCACAAGAACUUUAGAGAGAGCGAUUAAAAAACACUUCCCCUUCUCCCUUUAUUGCCUUCAAAUUCCUCAUUUUACUCUGUAUCCACAACUGGAUUCUGUUCUUCAUCUUCUUCAUUUCUACUGUAUUUGAUUCUCGUUCUUCCCUUUCAUCGUUGCUCCAUUUGGGUUUCUAUUUCGUAUCUCCUUUCUUCGCCUCUUUUGACUCUGUUUUCCCCCCAUUAUUUGUGUGAGCAUUGGGAAAUUUUGAAGCCCCACUUGGGCGAUUCCCUUUCUGGGCGGUUUUUUGGGUUAUGUGUACCUGUUUGGGAGCUGGGAAAAUCAGAAUGCCGAGAAAUAGAGAUUUUCCUUGUUCACCCCUUUUCUUCUCUCUCUCUUGCUCCCUUGAUAGAACAGAGGAUUCCCCAUUUCAUUAUUUUUGUCUUUGAUUCUUCUAGUUACUGUUGUGAAUCUGGUGUCUAUAUGAAUUUGGUGGAACAAUGAGAGAUGAGAACUCAAAGAAAAGCAAGCUUUCAUGGCCUAAAACACUGGUUAAGAAGUGGUUCAACUUGAAGAACAAAUCCGAUGAUUUUGUAUCGGAUGAUAUCGCUUAUAGAGGUGGUGAUGAAGAGUGGCGGAAAAACUGUUCAAAGCGGGAGACGUGCACAGUCAAGAAAAGCAAAACAGACAGAUCCAACAAACGACAUUCGGAUCGAACUCGACGAGGCAAGAUUGACCUUGAUGGUACGCUGGUUACUGAAGUGCAAAACUACAGGGUUUUUGUUUCUACUUGGAAUGUUGCUGGAAAGGCCCCUCCUAACUGUUUGAAUCUUGAAGAUUGGCUUCAUGCUUCCCCUCCAGCUGAUAUCUAUGUUCUUGGGUUUCAAGAAAUUGUUCCUUUGAAUGCUGGUAACGUUUUGGGGACUGAAGACAAUGGCCCAGCAAAGAAAUGGCUUGCUCUAAUUAGGAAGACUCUCAACAGUCUUCCCGGCACUAGUGGGACGUGUUACACGCCUUCUCCUAUUCCCGAUCCGGUUGUGGAAUUGGACGCAGAUUUCGAAGGAUCGACAAGGCAGAAGGCUUCGUCGUUCUUCCAUCGAAGAUCAUUUCAAUCACUGAGCCGUAGCAUGAGAAUGGACAAUGACAUAUCCAUGCCACAACCACGACUCGAUCGACGGUUUAGUGUGUGUGAUCGAGUUAUGUUUGGACAUCAACCGAGUGAUCAUCAUGAGCCAAGUUACAGAUGGGGUUCCUCCGAUGAUGAGAAUGGAGAUUCACCCAUUGCCUCACAUUAUUCACCUUUCUCUUAUAAUGGUUUUCUUCCCAUGGAGGAUAGAGAUAAUCGACAAUCCGGUCACUCGAGGUACUGUUUAGUUGCGAGCAAACAAAUGGUUGGGAUCUUUUUAACUGUUUGGGUGAGGAACGAUCUCCGAGACGACAUUCGAAACAUGAAAGUAUCUUGUGUUGGUAGAGGAUUAAUGGGUUAUCUUGGGAAUAAGGGAUCAAUUUCAAUAAGCAUGUCUUUACACCAAACAAGUUUUUGCUUCAUCUGUACUCAUCUAACCUCUGGCCAGAAGGAGGGAGAUGAACUUCGGAGAAACUCCGACGUCAUGGAGAUUCUCAGAAAAACACGGUUUCCCCGAGUUCACGGCAUGGGGGACGAGAACUCUCCUCAGACGAUCUUAGAGCACGAUCGAAUUAUUUGGCUUGGGGACUUGAACUAUCGGAUUGCAUUGUCGUAUCGAUCGGCAAAGGCUCUUGUGGAGAUGCAAAACUGGAAGGCAUUGUUAGAGAAUGAUCAGUUACGACUCGAGCAGAGACGGGGCCAUAUCUUCGAAGGAUGGAAUGAAGGAAAAAUAUACUUUCCUCCCACGUACAAGUAUUCGAAUAAUUCCGAUCGAUAUGCAGGAGAGAUGAGGCACCCAAAGGAGAAGAGAAGAACUCCGGCUUGGUGCGAUCGCAUACUAUGGUAUGGAAGAGGCCUUCAUCAACUGUCGUAUGUACGUGGAGAAUCGAGAUUUUCAGAUCAUCGACCUGUUUACAGCAUAUUCUUAGCUGAAGUUGAAUCUAUAAACCAUAGCCGAAUCAAGAAAAGUAUGAGCUAUUCGAGUUCCCGCAUCGAAGUCGAAGAGCUGUUGCCGUGUAUGUAUAGACAUCCUGAAAUGAACUUCUACUGAGGGAUAUUCUUGCCACUCCAAGCUUUUCUAAGCCAACAACUUGUGAUCAAAUCACUUACUCUACAAGAAGGGCUCAUUCAUCGUUCGAUCAUCGUAUCGACUUCCUCACCAAUCCUACUAAAACUCGCCCUCUCAAUUAAGGCUAGAACAAGAAAAAGAACAAGAAAAAGUUGGUUGUUUGACACAACCAUGGCGACCUUCUGAAGGCCUGGAAGGUGAAGGAGAAGAAGGUCCAUUAUGAGCUUGUCACUGUGCAGGUGGUGGUGGUGGUGGUGAUGGUGGUGGUGGUGGUGAUGGUGGUGGUGGUGGUGGUACCUACACACUGCAAAUUUUUUUCAUCAGUUAAGAUUCAAACUGAUAUGUUGGACAAAAUAAGUAUCAUUUUUUAGGGUUUUGGGUUCAAAUGUUUAGGAUUGUUAAUGUAUUUUAGUUUUUGGUGAUGAUUCUUUUGAGAGAUUUUUGGGAAAUAAAAGCAAAACAAAAAACAUAGGCAGCUUUUGAGAGA
Molecule: messenger RNA, 2920 nt
Organism: Cucurbita maxima (winter squash)
Lineage: Eukaryota; Viridiplantae; Streptophyta; Magnoliopsida; Cucurbitales; Cucurbitaceae
Product: type I inositol polyphosphate 5-phosphatase 4-like
Exons: 13
Coding region: 739-2415 (558 amino acids)
Biological process (GO): phosphatidylinositol dephosphorylation
Molecular function (GO): phosphatidylinositol-4,5-bisphosphate 5-phosphatase activity; phosphatidylinositol-3,4,5-trisphosphate 5-phosphatase activity; inositol-polyphosphate 5-phosphatase activity
Source: RefSeq, a predicted model, not a curated record